Mya arenaria is the source of this 675-nucleotide messenger RNA. RefSeq lists its product as uncharacterized. The transcript is spliced from 4 exons. Lineage: Eukaryota; Metazoa; Mollusca; Bivalvia; Myida; Myidae. The record is from RefSeq and is a predicted model, not a curated record. Bases 80 to 436 code for a protein of 118 amino acids.
ACUAAUUACGCUUCAACAACAACAUCAUUUUUCACGUAGAUACAAACGUUAACGGAGUAAAGGAGUAAAGAAUCUCAGCAUGACUCACCGAGCCAUAUUCCUCGCUGUUUUAGCAACAUUGACGGUGGUGCAGAUUGGCAAAGCCCAGAUACCAUUUAUGGGUCCUUUUGGACCAGACAUGAUGGGAAUACAGGCAAAUAUUGCCAACAUGGCGGCCUCUUUCCAGUACCAAAAUGCGGAAAUGGCGCGCCGUUCACAGUGGUCACGCAGGUUCGGACCCGGAGAACGAGAAUUUCGAACGUCAGACGGUGGAAGGGGAUAUGUGUACAAUAGCCCCGGCGGCACUUUCAGUAGCUACUCCUACUCGUCGGGAGCUCCCUCUAGCGGCUACAUGUACACUUAUGGACCCGACGGUGCGUAUGAGAGACACUGGUAGCCAUGGAAAACAGGACAUUUUAUUUCUUACUUCGUUAAAUGCCCGUCAAAUAGUAAGGGCAUUCUCAAAACGUUUAUUCAUUCAUAUGGUUAGCAGUUUGUAUUAAUAAAAUAUCGAAUCUGAGAAUACUUCUUUCGUUAGCUCUAUGUGGUAAUCAAAGGAUAUUUAUAUUGUCUUAUCAAAAGCGUUGUUUUUUUCAUAAAAUGUUGUUAAUAUAAAUAAUAAAACAAUUAACGAUG